Molecule: messenger RNA, 1837 nt
Organism: Nannospalax galili (Upper Galilee mountains blind mole rat)
Lineage: Eukaryota; Metazoa; Chordata; Mammalia; Rodentia; Spalacidae
Gene: Slc10a4
Product: solute carrier family 10 member 4
Exons: 3
Coding region: 229-1533 (434 amino acids)
Biological process (GO): bile acid and bile salt transport
Cellular component (GO): membrane
Molecular function (GO): bile acid:sodium symporter activity
Source: RefSeq, a predicted model, not a curated record
UUAGAAGGAGGGGCGGGGCCUGCUGCGCGGGCGGCGACCUGGAGGGCUGAGGGUCCACCGGGGCGGCCGCACGGGAGCAAGGACCGGCCCGCCGCACCGACGCCGCGGGGACGUCAGCGGCGCGGCCGCGGCUGGGAAGCCAGCAGCUGCGGUCGACGGACAGACGCUGCGGGAACUGAGGGAGGCGGCGCGGCGGAGCUGGUGAGCAGCAGCCUCGGCGACAGCGCCAUGGACAGCCUCGACAACACCACCCUGCUCGUCGCCGCGUCCUCGCUGCUGCCCGACAACUUCACCCUGUCGCCCAACGCCAGCGGCCCGAGCCCCGGCACCGACACGACCCUAGCUCCCGCCUCUAGCCCCGGGCUCAGCCUAGGUCCCAGCCCGAGCAUCCGUUCCAGUCCCCGCCCGACCCCGACCCCGACCCCCUGGACCAGCAGCCUCGCAGGUGGUGGAGCCGGUCAGGGCUCCUCCGCCUUCCCCCGGCCCUGGGUCCCCCACGAGCCCCCAUUCUGGGACACGCCGCUCAACCACGGGCUGAACGUGUUCGUGGGCGCCGCCCUGUGCAUCACCAUGCUGGGCCUGGGAUGCACGGUGGACGUGAACCACUUCGGGGCGCACGUCCGCCGGCCCGUAGGCGCGCUGCUGGCCGCGCUCUGCCAGUUCGGCUUCCUGCCGCUGCUGGCCUUCCUGCUGGCCCUCGCCUUCAAGCUGGACGAGGUGGCCGCCGUGGCGGUGCUCCUGUGUGGCUGCUGCCCCGGCGGAAACCUCUCCAACCUUAUGUCGCUGCUGGUGGACGGCGACAUGAACCUCAGCAUCAUCAUGACCAUCUCCUCCACACUUCUGGCCCUGGUCUUGAUGCCCCUCUGCCUCUGGAUCUACAGUCGAGCUUGGAUCAACACCCCUCUGGUGCAGUUACUCCCCUUAGGGGCAGUCACCCUGACUCUCUGCAGCACUCUCAUCCCCAUAGGGUUAGGUGUCUUCAUUCGCUACAAAUACAACCGUGUGGCUGACUACAUAGUGAAGGUUUCUCUGUGGUCUCUUCUAGUGACUCUGGUGGUCCUUUUCAUAAUGACAGGCACCAUGUUAGGACCUGAACUGCUGGCAAGCAUCCCUGCAGCUGUUUAUGCAGUGGCCAUUUUAAUGCCGCUGGCAGGCUACGCCUCUGGCUACGGCUUAGCCACUCUCUUUCAUCUUCCACCCAACUGCAAGAGGACUGUGUGUCUGGAAACAGGAAGUCAGAACGUGCAGCUCUGUACUGCCAUCCUCAAACUGGCCUUUCCUCCCCGUUUCAUCGGAAGCAUGUACAUGUUUCCCUUGCUUUAUGCCCUUUUCCAGUCUGCGGAAGCAGGAAUUUUUGUUUUAAUCUACAAAAUGUAUGGAAGUGAAAUAUUGCACAAGCAAGAUCUAGAUGAAGAUGAAGAUACAGAUAUUUCUUACAAGAAACUGAAAGAAGAGGAAAUGGUAGACACAUCUUAUGGUACAGUGAGAGCAGAUGAUUUAGUAAUGAUGGAGACCACUCAGACUUCUCUCUAAACAUGGAGACACUCAGGAGUUUCUAUCUGGCUGAAAUAUCACUUCCUAUUCAUGACCUGUGGUAGUGUAUAUGGUUUACAUACAGGGUAACAAUUGGCUCCCAUUCUGUGUGACAGAUUUGAUCUUCCCAGUGUAAAGUUGCAUCUCAAGUGUUUUCAUGAAUGAUCAGUGUUCUAAUAUUGCUUGCACCUGGGUCAGCUAACGUGAAGCCUCUGAUUAAGUGCGCUUUUUGUUUUUUGCCAUUAUCAAUUUCCAUGACUUUUUACAGAUAGAAACCACUGUAUUAAAAAAUGGGGUUUGGAAA